Molecule: messenger RNA, 1340 nt
Organism: Paramecium tetraurelia
Lineage: Eukaryota; Ciliophora; Oligohymenophorea; Peniculida; Parameciidae
Exons: 4
Source: RefSeq, a predicted model, not a curated record
AUGCUAACAACUGAGGUUAGUGCCACGUCUAACCAAAAUCAAACAAAAGAUCCUUCAGAACUUGUUUUAGAGUUUACUCAUCCAUGGACCGAUCAUGAUGAAGAACAACUCAAACAAUUGUUCCUUAUUCAUUAGGGCAAUUGGAAAUCUAUCAGCCUACAAUUGAAUGGCCCAACUCCCUUAGAAUGCAUGAUGAAAUGGCAGAGGCUACAUCCUGAUCAAACUCUCGCAAGACAAUUAUGGUCACCAGAGGAAGACGAAUAAUUAAGGGACCUAGUGCAAAAGUACGGAAAAAAAUGGAGUAAGAUAUGCACAGUGAUGAAUUGGAGAACUGGAAAACAAGUCAGAGAACGGUAUCUAAACCAAUUGCAAGGCCACAUUAACAGUGAGAAAUGGACAGAGUAGGAAGACAGGAUGAUUUUAAAAUUGUACAAAAAGUAUGGAACGAAAUGGAGUUACAUAUCCAGUUUCCUUAAUGGCAGACCCGAAAACAUGGUAAAAAAUCGGUUUUAUGCCAAUUUGAAAAGAAGAUUCCAAUCUGAUCUGGAGAAUUCAGAAGAAGACCAAUGUCAGGACUCUCAGGAUUCCUUCAAUGUUACCAAAUACAAGAAGAAGAAGAAGCUCAAACCCUGUAGAUUCAUCAGCGAUUCCAUUCAGAUCAAGAAAUCUUAGCUCCAAAAUGUGAGAUCUGAAAUCUUCAAACGAAUCACCAGGUCCAAGAACAGGGAUCCCUUGCAAGAUCAAAUUAAGGAAGAGAAUGUUCAGGACCCCCUUAAUUUAAACGAAGAGCCAGUCAAUCAAAAGCAGGAAUAAGACAACCAUUUGAUUUCACACUAAAAAGUAGGUGUAAAAGAAGAAAUGGCAUCUAAUGUAGAUUAGAUACCGUGCAAUCCUCAUAUGUUAUUCGAAUAUUAAUCAAGAUUUUAAGCUCUAUAAUAACUUGACUAAGGAACAAUAGAGCUUGGAUUAAAUUAAUACUAACAAUAAUAAUUAUUAUAAUCAUAAUAAUUAUUAUAUUGCUAUCCAAAACUAAAUGACACUCAAAUCAAUUUCUAAUUGUGUUAGAAAUGUAGUAAAUGCGAGAAUACAAUCGACUAAACUCAGUUGUAUUCUUUUCAAGAUAUUAAUCAAUUGUUUAAAUUGUUUUAGUAUCAAAUGUUUAUGCAAAAUCAACCUUUGCUGAAUUAAAAGGCGGAAGUUGAUAUGUCAUAAAUUGGGAAUCAAUAACAAUAGCAAUAUAAAAGCCAUAUAUUGCAGUGACAUUUCAUUAUUGGAACACAAGGACCAAUGAAAAUGUUAAACAUAUAUCAUCCAUUACAAAACCCCAACAUUCAUCCUAA